AUGGAGAUAUUCACUAGAGUUUCUUCACAAUUACCCACAACUACACUUCCACUUAAAGAACCGCAAAUGUCAGAUAGAGUCGUCCUAGGGAAAAAGUAUCCCCUUGAAGCACCUGCAACACCCGCUCACGAGUCAUCAUCUACUUCGUUCUUUACAAGUUUAUUUUCUAGAAAUACGAUACGUGAUCCGAAUUAUGUUGAUAAUAUCACUAGUGGUGAUCCAUUUUUAAAGGAUGUUGUGACGAGGUUACAUUUUACAUACAGAACCCGAUUUAAGCCUAUCAUGAAAUCGCCUGAGGGGCCAUCACCAUUAAAUUUCAGUCUUGUUAUCAGAGAGAACCCCAUUGAUGUUAUUGAGAAUGCUAUAACUAAUCCAGAUUGCUUUAACACUGAUAUUGGAUGGGGAUGUAUGAUUAGGACGGGGCAAAGUUUAUUAGGCAACACCUUACAAAUCGUUAGACUUGGCAGAGAUUUUCGAUAUGAUCCCGAGAACAAAGAUAUUAGCGAAAAUAGAAUUAUUGAAUGGUUUAUCGAUGCUCCCGAAAAGCCAUUCUCGUUACAUCAGUUCAUCACAGAAGGAAUGGAAUUAUCUGGGAAGAAUCCUGGUGAAUGGUUCGGGCCUGCUGCUACGGCAAGAAGUAUACAAAGUUUGAUUAGAAAAUUUCCUGACUGUGGUAUUGCUGAGUGUCUUGUAUCUGUUUCAUCAGGUGAUAUCUAUUCAGAUGAAGUGAAGCAGGUGUUUGCAGAUAAUAAGAAGAAUCUUCUUAUACUAUUAGGUGUUAAAUUAGGACUGAACGCAGUUAAUGAAUGUUAUUGGGAUAGUAUACGACACAUCCUAAGCUCCAAGUAUUCGGUUGGUAUAUCCGGUGGAAGACCAUCCUCCUCAUUAUAUUUCUUUGGUUAUGAAGGUGAUGAAUUGCUUUAUUUUGAUCCUCAUUCACCACAACCUUCAUUAGAAGAAAACAAUGUUUCAUAUAAGAGUUGCCAUACGAAUAAAUAUGGAAAACUUUUAAUGAAUGACAUGGACCCAUCGAUGUUGUUGGGAUUUCUUAUAAGGGGCCAAGAGGAUUGGGAAAAUUUUAAAGAAGAAGUGGAAACUUCCAAGAUUGUCAAUGUAUUUGAAGAAAGACCAUGUGAUCUCAACAUUGAUAUGAAUAUAGAGAAUAAUGACUUUGAUGUUACAAGUAUGGAUUCACAAGAUUCUGUUAAUAAAUCUAUUAAUAACGAUAGCGGUGGUGAUACUGCCGCGACUUCUAUUGAAAGAAAUGAUUAUGUUGAUGUCGGAUCUAUCUUACAGAGGUGGGGGAAUGUAUGUAACGUUAGUUCCCGGGAUGAACAAUUACAGGAUAUAAAAUGUAAGAAACAAAAAAUUGUAGUAAUGGGGAAUGCUACAUAUUUGACCAGCCAUACUGCUUUAAUUGAUUUUGAAGUGGAACGGGUCCUUGUGGAACAAGACACAAUUAGCAUAGCAAAUCCACCUGUCGGUUAG
This is a messenger RNA of Naumovozyma castellii, 1488 nucleotides long. RefSeq names its product cysteine protease ATG4 (gene ATG4). Lineage: Eukaryota; Fungi; Ascomycota; Saccharomycetes; Saccharomycetales; Saccharomycetaceae. The record is from RefSeq and is a predicted model, not a curated record. The transcript has a single exon. The coding region runs from base 1 to 1488 and encodes 495 amino acids.